AUGACAAACCAACAUCUAAGAGAUAACCAGAUUGGAUUUUUGCAAAGAUGUUCUGAAUGUUUUCUGAUUGUGCAGGACUUUUUACAUGACAGACUGCAUUGUGAUAUUCUGAAUGGUGUUUGGACGUCAGAUACUCAUAGGAAUUACCAAUUUGAUCCAGAGUUAAGAGACUCUGUCAAAUCAAAAGUGGUUCUCAGUAUGGAGAAACUAGAAAGUUCCAUAGACUUACAUGGUCUACAAGAAAUUGCAAUAUCAUAUAAUGGAGGAAAAGACUGUCUUGUAAUGUUGAUUUUGUUGAUGGCGACUAUCCACAAGAAAUUCUCUUCCUCAGAAAUGAAUAAUCCUUCUGUGAAUAUUUUGCCUCCUGAUUACAAACUUGACUCGAUCUAUAUUAAUUCCGAAACACCGUUUCCCCAGUUGGUGGAUUUUAUCACUUCGUCGACUGAGUAUUACCAUUUGAAUCCAAUAAUUAUACAAAAAUCGUUAAAAGAUGGUUUUGAAUACUAUCUAAAUGAAGUCAACCCAAGAGUAAAAUCAGUGGUCGUUGGAAUUAGGCAUUCUGAUCCGUAUGGAGAGACUUUGCAAUACGAACAAAUGACUGACCAUAAUUGGCCCAAGUUUUUACGAAUUCAUCCAAUUUUACAUUGGAACUAUGUUGAUAUAUGGGAUUUUCUUAUUGGAUGUGAUGUCAAAUAUUGUGAAAUGUAUGAUCAGGGAUAUACUUCUCUUGGUGGUAUUAAUAGCACUGUUCCAAAUCCAUUACUAAAAUUACCGAAUGGCAAAUACCAACCAGCAUAUAUGCUUAGAGAAGAUGCCGAUAAUAAUGAGCGGUUAGGUAGAGUUAAAAAAUAG
This is a messenger RNA of Candida dubliniensis CD36, 852 nucleotides long. It is a transcript of the gene FAD1, whose product is annotated as FMN adenylyltransferase. The record is from RefSeq and is a predicted model, not a curated record. Gene Ontology annotation, molecular function: FMN adenylyltransferase activity. The transcript has 2 exons. Gene Ontology annotation, biological process: FAD biosynthetic process. NCBI's taxonomy places the organism in Eukaryota, Fungi, Ascomycota, Pichiomycetes, Serinales, Debaryomycetaceae. Bases 1 to 852 code for a protein of 283 amino acids.